AGCGCCUCUCUUCUCCGGAGCAGAGCAGAGCUAACACGCAGCCGGCGACACGCUCACUCCAACCCCGCUAUGUCUGCCGUCAAAGCCCUAAACCCCAAGGCGGAGGUGGCCAGAGCCCAGGCGGCCCUGGCGGUGAACAUAAGUGCCGCCCGGGGGCUCCAGGAUGUGCUGAAGAGCAACCUGGGACCGAAGGGAACCAUGAAGAUGCUGGUGUCUGGUGCAGGAGACAUCAAGCUGACCAAAGAUGGCAACGUCUUGUUGCAUGAGAUGCAAAUUCAGCAUCCAACAGCAUCACUGAUUGCCAAGGUUGCCACUGCGCAGGAUGACAUCACAGGGGAUGGCACCACCUCCAACGUCCUCAUCAUUGGCGAGCUGCUGAAGCAGGCUGAUCUCUACGUGUCAGAGGGUCUUCAUCCAAGAAUUAUUGCAGAGGGCUUCGAGGCAGCAAAAGAAAAAGCCUUGGCUGUUUUGGAGGAAGUCAAGAUUACCCGAGAGAUGGACAGAGAGACGCUCAUCAAUGUUGCACGCACCUCCCUCAGGACCAAGGUCCACAAAGAGCUGGCUGACCUGCUCACUGAGGCUGUGGUGGAUGCUGUUCUCACCAUCGCUAAACCCAAUGAGCCCAUUGACCUUUACAUGGUGGAAAUAAUGGAGAUGAAGCAUAAGACUGACUGCGACACACAACUGAUCAAAGGUCUGGUGUUGGAUCAUGGCGCACGACACCCAGACAUGAAGAAGAGGGUAGAGGAUGCUUACAUACUGACGUGCAAUGUGUCCCUGGAGUACGAAAAGACAGAGGUCAACUCCGGCUUCUUCUACAAGAGCGCCGGCGAGAGGGAGAAACUUGUGGCCGCAGAAAGGAAGUUCAUUGAGGAUCGUGUGCAGAGGAUCAUUGCCCUGAAAAAGAAAGUCUGUCCUAAUGACGAAAAAGGUUUUGUCGUCAUUAACCAAAAGGGUGUUGACCCGUUCUCCCUGGAUGCCCUUGCCAAGGAAGGCAUUGUUGCCCUGCGCAGGGCGAAGAGGAGGAACAUGGAAAGACUCUCUCUUGCUUGUGGGGGCAUUGCCAUGAAUUCAGUGGACGACCUCACACCUGAGUGUUUAGGACAUGCUGGGCUGGUUUAUGAACACACACUGGGUGAGGAGAAAUUCACAUUCAUUGAGAAGUGUGGGAACCCUCGCUCAGUCACCCUGCUGGUGAAGGGCCCCAACAAACACACCCUUACACAGAUCAAAGAUGCCGUGAGGGAUGGUUUGCGAGCAGUCAAGAACGCCAUUGAAGAUGGUAGUGUCGUGUCUGGUGCCGGUGCGUUUGAGGUUGCGGUGGCAGAUGCUUUGGUCAAACAUAAGCCCAAUGUGAAAGGCCGAGCCCAGCUGGGAGUCCAGGCCUUUGCUGAUGCUCUCCUGGUGAUCCCCAAGGUCCUGGCCCAGAACUCUGGUUAUGACCCACAGGAGACGGUACUGAAACUACAGACGGAGUACAAAGAGUCUGGACAGCUUGUUGGAGUCGACCUCGGCACAGGAGAACCCUUCGUGGCAGGGGAAGGUGGUGUAUGGGAUAAUUACAGCGUCAAGAAACAGCUUCUCCAUUCAUGCACAGUGAUCGCCAGCAACAUCUUGUUGGUAGAUGAGAUCAUGCGAGCUGGAUUGUCUUCCCUGAAAGGUUAAAUCACCUGCAGAAGCUCCAGCGUUAUUGCACUUGCAGAGAUAGUCGUCUACCCGACGGUUCAGUGGACCGACCCUGCUCUUGGCAAUUGGAAGCACCCCACUUGAUGGACAGCCAUGUACACCCACAGCAUCCAUCCGAGCGUCUGUCAGAAGUCAUUGUUCUGCUAGUCCUGAGUUUUCAUUUUUUUCAUGGAUUUGUCAACGCCUCCCUCUGAAAUGAUUGGUUUAUUUAUGAGAUUUUGUUAGACGCACUGACCUCAGCCACAGUUUUGUUUCUAUCCCAUUAAAGUUUCUCUUGGCUCCUGAAA
Messenger RNA from Cololabis saira (Pacific saury), 1973 nucleotides. RefSeq names its product chaperonin containing TCP1, subunit 6A (zeta 1) (gene cct6a). The transcript has 13 exons. Gene Ontology annotation, cellular component: chaperonin-containing T-complex. The record is from RefSeq and is a predicted model, not a curated record. Gene Ontology annotation, biological process: protein folding. NCBI's taxonomy places the organism in Eukaryota, Metazoa, Chordata, Actinopteri, Beloniformes, Belonidae. The coding region runs from base 70 to 1665 and encodes 531 amino acids. Gene Ontology annotation, molecular function: ATP-dependent protein folding chaperone; ATP hydrolysis activity; ATP binding.